AGAUUUGACAUAGGUUUCAUCGCUUUCACACAAGUACUUUUCUAUUUUUUUACUACGUAACUCAAAUGGAGUACCAUAAAGGAUAAACACUCUGUCUUCUUUUUCUCCAUUUGCAGUAUCACUCUUAUUUGAAAUCAUGGAAAAUGGGAGCUAUAGCUCUUAUUUCAUUCUCCUAGGACUCUUUAAUCACACCAGAGCCCACCAAGUCCUCUUCAUGAUGCUUCUGAGUAUCGUUUUCACCUCCCUGUUUAGCAAUUCCCUCAUGAUUCUCCUGAUUCACCGGGACCGCCGGCUCCACACGCCCAUGUACUUCCUCCUGAGCCAACUCUCCCUCAUGGACGUGAUGCUGGUUUCCACCACUGUGCCCAAAAUGGCGGCUGACUACUUGACCGGAAAUAAGGCCAUCUCCCGCGCUGGCUGUGGUGUGCAGAUCUUCUUCCUCCCCACACUGGGUGGUGGAGAGUGCUUCCUCUUAGCAGCCAUGGCCUAUGACCGCUAUGCGGCUGUCUGCCACCCACUCCGAUAUCCCACUCUCAUGAGCUGGCAGCUGUGCCUGAGGAUGACCAUGUCGUGUUGGCUCCUGGGUGCAGCUGACGGGCUCCUGCAGGCUGUUGUUACCCUGAGCUUCCCAUAUUGCGGUGCACAUGAGAUCGAUCACUUCUUCUGCGAGGCCCCCGUGCUGGUUCGUUUGGUUUGUGCUGACACUUCAGUCUUCGAAAACGCCAUGUACAUCUGCUGUGUGUUAAUGCUCCUGGUGCCCUUGUCCCUCAUCCUGUCCUCCUAUGGUCUCAUCCUCGCUGCUGUUCUGCACAUGCGCUCUACAGAAGCCCGCAAGAAGGCCUUUGCCACCUGCUCUUCACAUUUGGCUGUGGUGGGACUCUUUUAUGGAGCUGGCAUUUUUAACUAUAUGAGACCCAAAUCCCACAGGUCCACUAACCACGACAAGGUUGUGUCAGCCUUCUAUAGUAUGUUCACCCCUUUACUCAACCCCCUCAUCUACAGUGUGAGGAACAGUGAGGUCAAGGGAGCCCUGACAAGGUGUAUGGGUCGGUGUGUGGCCUUAAGUCGUGAAUAAGAGUAUAUACGUUUGCCCCAACAUUCAAAACUGUGCAAAGUGUUUGUGUGGAAUUUCCUAGAAAUAAGGAAUAUACACUUUUAUAUCUACAUCUGUUGUCUCUCUCUCUCUCUCUGUGUGUGUGUGUGUGUGUGUGUGUGUGUUUGUGUGUUGCUUUGAAUUGCAGAUGAAUCUUCAUUCCUCGGGUUCAUUUACUCAGCUAUCAUUAUCCAAUCAAAUCAUGGAUUGUUAAAAAUCGGUGAACUCACUAAUCCUUAGUAAGAUGGUUUUACAUCAUACCUCACAAUAAUUUUUUGUUCAAAGAAUGAAUUAACCAUUCAAGCAGUUUUGAAAGUUGUUGCCAUUUGUUUCAAAUUGAGGUGUAGCUUACACACAGUAGAAUGCUCGCAUUUAAGAUGUUCCUUUUCAACUAAUUUCCACAAAUAUCUACCCUGAUAAUUCACCCAUUAGGAAGAGACACCAUUUUCACCACCUCAGAAACGUCCUGCAGGCCCUUUUCCAGUGAUACCCCAGGCCUAAGAUACAUCCACUGCUCUAAUUUUUAUCUCUGUUCGUUAGUUUGGGCUAUUCUAAAAUUUCACACCAAAGGAAACAAAUAGUAUGGUCUUGAAUCUUGUUUCCUUCUUUCAGCUUAAUAUAUUUCUAAAAUCCCUCCACAUUUUUACCUCAUUGUUACAUUGCUAUUUUUUACUGCUAAGUAGUAUUUUGUUUUCUGAAAAUUUCAUCAUUUGUUUAUCCAUUAUUUUGCUGAUGGACAUCUGGGCUAUUUUCAGUUUGAAGUUCUGGUGACUGAAAUGUAUGUUAAUCUCCUAUUUGUAAUCAUAUGUUUUUAUUUUUCUUGGUAGGUGUCUGGUGAACUCUUCAGUAAACUGUUUUCAAAGUGGUUGUUUACUCUUAUACUGCCGCUGACAAUGCACACAAGUUCCUGUUGCUCCAAAUGUCGAUGUUUUCUUCAUUUUAGCAAUUUUUCUGAGUGUAGUAGGAACUCAGUUUGCUUUUAAUUUGCAUUUUCCUGAUGACUAAUAAUGCUGAGGCCUCUUGCGUUAGCUUAUUAUCUAUUGCCUAUUGAUGUAAACUGUCUACUUCAGUUUUUGGAAAAAAAAAUCUGUAUAUGCUUCCAAAGCGAAAACAACUUGGUCAUUAACUAAUAGGCAAUCUAUGGCAUUCAUAGGACUACUUGGAAUUUUGGA
This is a messenger RNA of Gorilla gorilla gorilla (western lowland gorilla), 2265 nucleotides long. RefSeq names its product olfactory receptor family 2 subfamily T member 8 (gene OR2T8). Lineage: Eukaryota; Metazoa; Chordata; Mammalia; Primates; Hominidae. The transcript has a single exon. The record is from RefSeq and is a predicted model, not a curated record. Gene Ontology annotation, biological process: G protein-coupled receptor signaling pathway. Gene Ontology annotation, molecular function: olfactory receptor activity; G protein-coupled receptor activity. Gene Ontology annotation, cellular component: membrane. The coding region runs from base 137 to 1075 and encodes 312 amino acids.